Fonticula alba is the source of this 426-nucleotide messenger RNA. RefSeq lists its product as hypothetical. The transcript has a single exon. The coding region runs from base 1 to 426 and encodes 141 amino acids. The record is from RefSeq and is a predicted model, not a curated record. Lineage: Eukaryota; Rotosphaerida; Fonticulaceae.
AUGGUGGCCAUGCCGUUCUGCAGCGGGUGGGUGGUGGGAUUGCCCGGGGUCGUGCCGCCGGCGUCGGCAGAGGCACCGGCGGCCUGGGUGCCGGAUGCGGGGCCGGGCCGGCCCCCGGCCGCGGUGGCCGGCGGGCUCGGCCGGCCGCCCGCCGCCUGGGGCCGGAACACCGGCACCCGGCCGGGCAGACUGCCGAAGGGCAAAUACAGCGGGAAGGGCUGGAAGGUGAAGGUAUGCACCGGGGUGCCGCCGCGAGGGGCAUCCGCGCCAUCGGUACCGGCGCCCGGCCGGCGCGAUGCCGAAUCGCGCUCCUGCUGCUGGCGCUGCUCCUGCUGGGCCGAGCUGGCGGCCUCGGCCGGCGACACCGGCGGCGGCUGGUUUGUCCGCGACACCAGGUGCACGGUCACCCCGUCGGUGAUGCUGUAA